Molecule: messenger RNA, 1883 nt
Organism: Gekko japonicus
Lineage: Eukaryota; Metazoa; Chordata; Lepidosauria; Squamata; Gekkonidae
Gene: PNPLA4
Product: patatin like phospholipase domain containing 4
Exons: 11
Coding region: 376-1419 (347 amino acids)
Biological process (GO): lipid homeostasis; triglyceride catabolic process
Cellular component (GO): membrane; lipid droplet; cytoplasm
Molecular function (GO): retinyl-palmitate esterase activity; triacylglycerol lipase activity
Source: RefSeq, a predicted model, not a curated record
GGAAUCUGCUGAUCGUUUCUAGGUAAACUUAGAACAUGGCGAUUGAAACUAAUAGUUUUAGUCGUUAAUAGAAAGCUUCCUUCUUCGACCGCUGUUGAGUGUCAGCUGCCUCUUUUCUGUAUUAUUUCGAAGGGCAUGAAUAUGCGGAAUGUUAGUCUCUCUUUCUGCAAUCGGACUGGGGCAUCUUGGCUUUCAGUGUACACACAUUGCUGUAUUAGUCUGCUGGACACUGAUGUGGGCAGCAGGGCUGCCAAACUUUCACUUUGUAAUGAUCAUGGGAAAUCUUCUGCACGGUGUCCCACACCGGACAGCAUGGUGAUUUAUCUUUGAACUUGUCUAGAGAUGACCUGAAGUGAAAAUCUGUUUGUCAGAAUAAUGUGGGCUACCAAAAGUAUAUACAGAUUGCAACGACAACAGGUUCGCCUGAAGGAGGCUGGACUAUAUAGCACUUCGUUUCUUAAACUCCAGCAGUUUGGGGCUAAUGCUGAUAGUUGUUACACUUUACAAACUAUCCGUGUCUUAACGACAUGCAAUGUUUCCCACGUUCAAAAUACAUGGUUGAUAAUGGACAUCCCAACAGCUGUCAACAGAAGGAGAAGCAAUACAGUUUUUGGAAGAGCACCAUGUGGUAGAAGGCAAUAUGAGAUGGAAGCCAGAAUGAAGCAUCUCAACUUGUCAUUUGCAGCCUGUGGGUUUCUGGGGAUCUACCACUUGGGGGCAGCAACUGCUCUCUGCAGACAUGGCAAGAAGUUACUGAAGGCUGUGCAGGGCUUUGCUGGCGCUUCUGCAGGAGCUCUGAUUGCCACCCUUCUUUUGACGGGGCCCGAAAAUAUAGAGGAAUGUAUAAAAGUUACACAUUCAUUUGCAGAAGAAACUAGGAAACAGUAUUUGGGCGCACUGACACCAGGCUAUGAUUUUAUGACAAAACUUAGGGGCAGCAUUGAUUCAAUUCUCCCUCCCAAUGCUCAUGAGAUAGCAGAAAAUCGCCUCUUUAUAUCAGUCACUAGUGCUAAAAAUGGAAAAAAUCAUUUGCUUUCAAAUUUUGCCUCCAGGGAGGAUCUUGUUAAGGCUCUUCUAGCCAGCAGUUUUAUUCCGUUGUAUGCAGGAAUCAAUGCAGUGGACUACAAUGGAGAGAAAUGGAUUGAUGGUGGCUUAACUAAUGGCCUCCCCAUCUUGCCAGUGGGCCGAACUGUGACAGUUUCUCCCUUUUGUGGCCGAUUGGACAUCUGCCCACAAGACAGAGGACGCAUAGAUGUCUAUGUCAAAAUGCCAAAGCAAGAUUUAAUGUUAUCCAUAGCCAACCUCAUAAGACUUCAUCAGUCUCUGUUUCCACCGAGCCAGGAAAAAAUGGAAUCACUAUACCAAGAUGGAUAUGAUGAUGCCAUACUGUUUUUACUGAAGGAAAACUGGUUUGAGUAGAUUAUGUGUGUGUUGAAAAUUAACAAGUCUGAUGGCUGUCAGAGCAAAGCUACAGUACGUGGAGCCCAAGGGACUGCUGUCACAAUUUCUGUUUAUCUAAAAUGACUACCAUAGGAAUUGCAUCUGUCACUGUCAAGCAAGUGUUAUAUAUAGGUGUGUAGGCUAGAAUUGUAAACAUAUUCACAUGCAAAGGAAUUGUACUUAUGCAGUAAAUAAUUGUUUAGGGACAGAAUAAUAAACACAGGCAUUUGUUGGGGGGCUAUAGGAUGUCUAUUACAGCAUCCAGUGAUAGUUCAAGAAAUGCUAAAAUACGAUUGCCAGCAUUAAUUAGCUUUCAGAUAUUUGUUCAUGAAAACCUACAGCGUGCUGCGUAUUUGUGUUCUUUCAAAAGUAAUCCUAUCUGUGUGUCCAUUCAUUGACUUAUUCAUUUUUUGUUUUUGAAUCUGCUGCGUGGUGUUUUUAGU